AUCAACUUGCAUCCGCAAUACUCGCAGGUCCUCAAGAGCCUCCACGCCGUCUUCUGUACCAAGCUUGUCUGGAGCGACUUCGUAGGCAGCGCCAUUGCGGCGCUUGCCAAGUCCCUUGGCUUGAAGUUUAGCAUGUACAGCGACGACACCCGCGGCGCCCACCUCGAGCGCCUCUACACCACCCAGAAGAAAGCAGCACGCGCGCUGCGCGCCGUAGCGCGCAUCCGCUGCCUCCAACAAGUACGACAGACCCGGCUCGACAUCGAGCAGGUGGACAACGUCGGCGUCGACGCAUCAUUCGAUCGAGUCUUCACCAAGUGGUAUUCCGCGCUGGACGACCGCGACAGGAAGCUUCUCACGAUUUGCCACAACG
Prorocentrum cordatum is the source of this 373-nucleotide messenger RNA. NCBI's taxonomy places the organism in Eukaryota, Dinophyceae, Prorocentrales, Prorocentraceae. The record is from the annotation of a GenBank genome assembly.